Molecule: messenger RNA, 2198 nt
Organism: Panthera uncia (snow leopard)
Lineage: Eukaryota; Metazoa; Chordata; Mammalia; Carnivora; Felidae
Gene: CD2H10orf90
Product: chromosome D2 C10orf90 homolog
Exons: 9
Coding region: 1-2103 (700 amino acids)
Biological process (GO): regulation of centriole replication
Cellular component (GO): cytosol; centriole; centrosome
Source: RefSeq, a predicted model, not a curated record
AUGCAUAGCCGUAUUAUCUCCUUUUGCCUAGGAUUACGGGACAGCCAGUACAGUUCAAAUGAUCAAAUUGCCCUUAAAAAUCUUCAGUCUGAUGUUACAGAGAAGAAAUCUGACUUCACCGAGGAGACUCUGGCAUCGCAAAACCCAAAAAUGAUUUCCUCCGUAGUCAUUUCACAGCUGAUUGACGAGAAUAAAUCAAAGGCAAACCGGGCGGCGCUGCCCGCGCCCUGCGCGCCCGCUCUUCUCGCACGUCCCGCGAAGCCAUCUCGGGCGACCCGCAGCGGGGUCUCCAUCAGCCGGGCGUUCGCCCUCCUUCCCGGCAAGCGGGCCAUCCAGACACCUGCGCGGAAGCUGGGACCUGACCCCGAGCUGCCGUCCAAUGAGGAGAAGCCGUGCAGCGGCCCCCAAAGGGGCUUUGCGUCCAUCACCAUCACGGCCAGGCGCGUGGGCCCCCCAGCCAGCGCCCUGGCGUGGGAGGCCGUGGGGGACCCUCUGUGCACCAAGUGCACGGUCCAGGGCGCUCUGCUCGGGGACCCCUCUGCUCCGGCCGGGGGUACCUAUCCCCGCCCGCACCAUGGACCAUUCGCUUGCACGGAGUUCUCCAGAAACUGCUCUGCGGUGACGCUGAAGCUUCCCGAGACCCAUCCCCGGCCGUGCAGGGGUCACGAGUGCUGGGUCACCAAUGUGGACAACCGAGAGAACGGUUUUCCUCCAGGGGCCCCGCGGUCGGGAAAGAGGCCGCUGGUGUUCAGCUCCUGCAUCCAUCUCAGGGUGUCUCAGCAGUGUCCGAAUUCCAUUUACUAUCUAGACCGGUCCCUCUCUGUCCCCAUCGAGCAACCUCAACUUGCUGGCCCUAAAAUGCACAGGUCGGUCCUGUCGCUCCACCUAAAUUGUAGUUCACACAGAUUGACACCAGAUGGAGUUGAUGGCACAGAGAACGGAGGGCCAAUGAGCAGAGCCUUGAAGCCGGAGCUCACGGAGAGGAACCAGACCCUCCUAGGCCCCCGCUGGAACCCAGGUUUGCACAAAAGUCUCUUGAAGGAGAACCCGUUGCCGGAGCAGGUGCAUUCGCGGCCCAGCGCCUGUCCCUGGAGUGGCUCGCCUCUGUUGGAAAAUACAGGCUUCUCGGAGGUGGGAGCCAACCGGGUCACUGGAAGAAAAGGGAAAGAGGAUUGCGCAGCUCGACACGCCGCUGAUGGUGCCAACCAGCUGUCCAUUCACAUUCCUGGCUGGAGCUACACAGCAGUAGAAACAAAAGUAUUUUCUGGAAGCAGCAAGAAGCAACAAGGAGAAGCACGUGCAACCUUGUCUGCUCCCCCGGUGGCACAGAAGCUGGUUAAAGAUUUCCUUCCCGAGGGGUGUAGCUCUCUAAGCAACACCUGUCAAUCUAGCAACUUCUCUGAGCCCUCAGAGAGUCGACAGCAAAGCGUCCUGAAAUCCAGAAUCCUUUUUCCUGGGUUUUUUUGCCCCUUGCAAGAUGUACGCACCUCUCCACAGGAAGACAAUGGUGUUCAGGUAGAAAGAGAGUUCCCCAAAGGAGAUUACAAGUGCUGCGACUUGGUUGUAAAAAUAAAGGAGUGCAGGAAGAGGGAGGAGCCUGAGCCAGCACCCCCCGAGCCAGCGCCCCCCGAGCCAGCGCCCCCCGAGCGACCAGAGACCCCUGACUUGUCAGAAGACUGUUCUGAGUAUCAGCAAACACCUGCAGGUUCCUUGACCUUGCAGGAAGCGCUGGAGGUCCGUAAACCCCAGUUCAUCUCUCGCUCACAAGAACGGCUGAAGAAGCUUGAACACAUGAUCCAGCAGAGAAAAGCCCAGCGGAAGGAGAACCUAGUGCAGAAGCAGAGUCUCUUUCCUGUCCGCGCCAACAAGAAGCAGUUCACGGUUCCCCACCCUCUCAGCGAUAACUUGUUCAAACCCAAAGAAAGGUACAUUUCGGAGAAGGAGAUGCACCUGCGAUCUAAAAGAAUCUAUAAUAACUUGCCAGAAGUUAAAAGGAAAAAAGAAGAACAAAAGAAAAGAGUGAUCUUACAGAGUAACAGACUCCGUGCUGAAGUCUUCAAAAAGCAAUUACUGGACCAGCUGCUUCAAAGGAACUCGGUCUAAACACAGGCCGCCCCGCUGACCCCCUACCUGGACCCGAGAUGACUUCAAACGCUGGAUCAACCAUUAAACGUAGCAUCAUCUUCAUGAAAUGAAAA